Molecule: messenger RNA, 4455 nt
Organism: Dreissena polymorpha
Lineage: Eukaryota; Metazoa; Mollusca; Bivalvia; Myida; Dreissenidae
Exons: 2
Coding region: 150-2276 (708 amino acids)
Source: RefSeq, a predicted model, not a curated record
AGCGUAGACCCACUAUUCGGCAGGUAUACAGCGUUCAGUGAAGUGAUAGGUGUAAUUGGAUUGAAGAGACCGGUUAAAACUUAAAAGGCUAUCAAUGUAAAAUAGCAAUUGAAUUUGUGCGCUUAAGAACUGUGUGGAAUACUAGCAACAUGGAUUUAUUUCGGUGUUAUAGAAUUGGAUUAUUAAUUUGUGGAGUUUUACUUUGUUUCGCAGACGCAACCAAGACCAAGUAUGGGGAGGCCGUCCGGAAGUUGCUUGAGGAGAACGGGUACAAGGGGGGGGCCAGCGGAGUCCUUGUCGGCAACCGGCUAGCCUUCGUCGAAGGCUUCAUCGAGGACCAUGCCCUAGGGGUCACGGGUCACUUCAAGCAUGCUCGCAAGGCACUCCCGGCGUCGGGUAUCUCCAAGAUUCUCACGGCGCUGACAGUACUGAAUUUAAUCGAGGAAGGAAAACUGAGUGGGAACAACAUGGUUUUUGCUGCGGAUGGCGUACUAGCGGACCUUGUUGAGAAAAGGGAUAAUGUAAAAGACAAGCGGAUGUUUGAUAUCACCGUAGACGAUCUGCUAAGACACGCGGGAGGCUGGGACGCCGAUAUCUCGAAGAUCGCAGAUCCGGUCUUCAAUGAUUACCUCGCUGAUGGGAACCACCACCUGAUCAACAUAGCAAAGGAACUGAAACUGAAAACCCAGCUGACACCAAAUGACAUCAUCAAGUUUAUGUUGACGCAGCCACUAGAUUUUGAGCCUGGAACCAAAUCCAUCACAUCAAACUUCGGUUAUAUGGUACUGGGUCGGGUGAUUGAAAAGGUCACCAAGGAACAUUACGAAAGCGCUGUAAAAGACGAUGUUCUUGUCAACUGUGGCAUGUGGCACACAACACUCGGCUCGCACGAGAAAGUGGACAUUGGGAAGGAACGAAAAGCGGGAGAGAUUCUUGCCGAACUUCGUGAUAAGUACCAGGUAAUUGGUGAAUACUACGCACACGUUACACCGCACAUAGUGGACGCAAGUCUUGGAUGGUUUACGAACGCGUUUGACGUCAUGCGACUCGCUCAGUGCAUAGACGGCAGCGCCGAGUACCGAUUACUCAACGACACCACAAUGGAGCUGGCGCUGCGACCACCACGAAAGGCGCGCGACAGCGAAACCACGUGGCAAGGUGCCGGCUUCAUGGUUCACAAGGACGGCGCCAUCUGGGUCGGCGAGGAGACGCAUGCACCGGACGUAGUCUUCGUGCACAAGAACCUGAAACGGUACCAACAGAAGAGCGCGUAUACUGGCACUGAGAACGACCCCGUUGCCUGGACAAUACUUUUUGAAGGCAAGCCAACAAUCAACGCUCCGCUCAAGCAGCUAACAAAAGUCAUGGUGGAGGCGGAAGCCCACUGGCCCACCGUCAAUUCGUUCGUGGACGACCUACAUGAUAAGCUUCUAACGCUUGGGACCAGCACUAAACUCAUCAAACUGAAAGUAGAAGAGCACCGCGCGAACCAAUACCUUAUUGCUCUGAAGCGAGCGCAGUUUAACGUCAUCUGGAUCAACGCCUACACGAAUGACGACAGCACAUUUAUCACCGUGAUCGCGGAACAGGACCCAAAGGCAAGUCGAGAAUGUGUAGCCUUGGCUGGUCUGCCUCUGAACAAGCUCGUGGAGCGAAAAAUGGAAUUGCAAGAAGAGGGAUACAACAUUACCUUCAUUCAGAAUUACAAGAGUUUCUCGCACAAAGAUAAAUUCGUUUUCAUCGGCGUGUUCCACAAGGGAGCGUUCCGCAACGACAGUCACAUUCUUUACGGUAUCCAGCACUUCGACCGUCCCUACCAGACGUUGUUACAGCUGUAUGAGGAGAAGGGCUACAAACCACUAGUACAGUCUCUCGAGUACAAUCGGGACGACGCGCUGUUAACAUUCAUUCUGGAGGCCGAUGACGGUGACGAGAAGAAUCAACAGGAGAUCUACUCGUCCGAAAUAGACCUGGACGAGUCCAAGCUGGAUAGGUACGUCCGAAAGUACGCGCGCCAGCAGCGCCGCCUGAUCUACCUUGACGCCUCGAACCACCGGGGCAAGCCGAAGUUCUCCGCACUGUUCAAAAAGACCCAGAUGUCGAAGUGGCUGUUCUCGCUUGGUCUCACGCCGGAGGAGAUUCUGAUGACGGUCGAGGCGAAGCAGAGCGAGGGUUACCUCCCCUCCAUCAUCGUGGGCUACAGUCAGAACCAGAAGGACGAGCCCAAGUUUGCAAUUUACCUGGAAAAACCGGGAGAUUCGAAGAAAUUCUUUUAAUGUGAACUGAUUAAUAUAGACAAAUGACUCUUGUUACAUUUUAAUGUAUACUUUACAUUGCGUAAGCGACAUUUGUCAUGCGACGUCAGAAGAAGAACAACAAUAGGUUACUUCGCGGUUAAGUACGUGUAUGCAAUUAUUCGCGCAAGAAGGUAUUGCAGACAAUAUGGCAAUUACUUAAAAAUAUAUAUAUUCAAACGAUUGGGCCAUCGACAUUUAAGCUUUGUAGCUUUGCCAAAUUAUACAAGGCAUGAAAUCAAAACGCGCGCAUAUCGUUGUAUUAAAUACAUUAACGAUAGUAUCCUUGGUGUUGGCCUCAUUUUUUGUGUGAUACAACAACGGGACCUAGUUUCGCACGCUUUGGUGCACACCCAUCAUAAAACUGAAAUGUGAACCUCUUAUUCAUGCGUAAUGGAAUUUAAAUAUGUUAAACGAAUGUUACACUCAAUUAGCUUCUAGAGCGCAAACAGGACAUUAUUUGUUCACCCGAAUACAAAAUUUAAAUAAAGUAGACGUGCUAAAAAAACAUUUUUUUCUCCCUUGAAAAAUCUGCCUCUUUGUGUUUUGGUUGUUUAAAAUUAGAGAAUGUAAGAAUGUAUUAUUUAUUUAAAUGUAAACACUUAAAUAAAACAUUGUUGACGCCGUCCCAUUUAUGCCUAGUGGACUCUCCAAUCCUUCUAAAUUGAAUCAAUUUAUUUCCAAAAUUAGGGGUGUCUAGUAUAUUUAUUUCUAUAUUUAGAAUAUUUCUUAUAGAAAUUCCUUUAGGCAAACAGCACAGACCCUGAUGAGACGCCGUAUUAUGCGGCGUCUCAUCUGGGUCUACGCUGUUUGCCAAGGCCUUUUUUCUAGACGCUAGGCAUAAAUGGGCUAAUAAAGCACUUGUAUUUGAUAAUGAGGAUCAUCAAUUCAAUAAUGCCUUACGUGGUUAAUUAUGAGUUGUCAAGUAGCCACGAUUGUAAUUGAAUAAAUACACUAAUAUUACAUUUAUAAUACAACGCUGUAUAUCAUUUCCAUUUAAUCAUAUGUGAAUAGAAUUCAAGUUUGUACAUUUUAUAACGCAACCAUUUGUUAUAUGAGAACGCUGAAUUUAAAAUAAGGCUGGAAGACAAAAUGUUACGUCGCCUCGAGUGACCGAUACGUUGCUGGUUGUUGUUUUUGCAUUUGAUAAAUUGUGAAUUAUGCAUGAUUAUAAUAUAGUACAUGUAUCCACUUGACGAGUGCCUCGUGGAUUUAAGCACCAACAACAAAAUUAAUACACAAGUUGAGAUAUUUGAAACAGUUCUCGAGGAUUUAUAUACAGUUGAAAAUUCUACUUGAAUCAAGUGUUGUAUAAAUUACAUUUUAUAUAUACAAUUAUAUUUUUCGUUAUACUGACAUCCGUGGACAAAUUGUUGAAAAUGCACCCGUUUACGGGUGUUAUAUUUUACAAAAACAGGACUUACAUUUAUGUAACUAGCCUCUUUAAAACACGAAAUGCCCACUUUUUUUUUCAAAGUCAAUGUUUCCCGUACAAUAACUUUUUCUACGAUCAUGAUUCUUGUUUGUUCCAUACAGGUUUCUUUUACAUUUGGCGUUCUCUGAUAUAAUCCCUUCGUUCAUAUAGUGACGUAAUUGAAUGACUAGUACUUAGUUAUUUACUUAGUUUGCUUCGCCCAUUUCAGAGCAGUGGUUAUCCACCACUUUACGCAUUAUGAUCGGUCCUGGGCCCUUGUCGGAGUUUUUAAAAAAAAUGUUGGGAAUGGGGCCUGGUCCUUCAGGAUUUGGAGAAAAUGCGUUGUUUUUGGCUGAAAUUCGGUAAUUAGUGCUGUUGUUUUUGUUUCUUACCAAUACUUUAAAAUUGAUAAUACAAGUGAUUUCAAUAAUUUACUUUGGGUGAAAUUGUAAAGCUUGCUAGGAAAUGAACUCCUUGUUGAGAAUCAUAUAUACAAAAUAAGGUCCCGUUUGGGCAAAAUACAUAUAUUUCCAUCGGGAAUGGGUCCCCCUAGCAGAUCAAAAUUUUAACAAAAAAAAAACUGAUUGCUUUGGCCCGAUUCCAGGACAGGUUGAUGGUCUUAUGUUUAGGGUAAUGUGUAAAUAUUUUACUUAUUUAGUUUACUUACAAAGUUUAUAUUUGUUACUAUUUAAAUCUAAUGUUGUAAGUACAUUUUAAUAUUGUAUACAAUAAACCUUUUGAAACAAA